AUCCCGGCCGGCAUGGAGGCGGACCUGAGCCGGCUGAGCGAGGAGGAGAGGAGACAGAUCGCCGCUGUCAUGUCAAGGGCGCAGGGGCUGCCCAAGGGAAGCGUUCCCGCGGCCGCUGCGGAGCCGCCUUCCAUGCACAGGAAACAAGAGUUGGAUAGUAGUCACCCUCCAAAACCACCAGGAAAACCGCCGGACCCUGUGCGUCCAGCUCAGCCUGGUCUCAGUAAAAGUAGAACUACAGACACUUUGAGGUCAGAGCAGAAAUUGCCCGGAAGGAGUCCUUCCACUAUUAGUUUGAAAGAAUCAAAGUCCAGAACUGAUGUUAAGGAAGAGCACAAGUCUGGUAUGAUGCCUGGCUUCCUCUCAGAGGUUAACCCUUUAAGUGCUGUCUCCUCUGUUGUAAAUAAAUUCAAUCCUUUUGAUUUGAUAUCAGACUCUGAUGCAUCCCAGGAAGACGCCAAGAAACAAAAACUAGCUCAGAAGGAACAAGGAAAACCUGAGGGAAUCACAAAGCCUCCAUCACAACAACAGUCACCCAAGUCGAUUCCUAAGCAGCAAGGACCUGUGAGGGCCCCACCUCAGCAGGAUGGCUCUCCCAAAUCAAUAUCUUCUCAGCAAGCAGAAAAAAUGAAAUCACAACCUCCAGGGACAGGAAAGCCAAUUCAGGGACUUACCCAGGCUCCUCAGACAGACCAGACAAAAUUGCCAUUUCAAAGAGAUGCAACUAGGCCUCAGACUAAACAGUCAGACACAGUAAAGGGAGAGUCACUCAAACCCUCACUGCAAAGCCCAUCCAAACCUCCGACUCAGCAAGUAAGUCCUGGAAAACCUCCAGCCCAGCAGCCUGGACCUGAAAAAAUUUCCACACCACAGCCUGGACCUGCAAAAUCCUCAGCUCAGCAACCAGGGCUAGCGAAGACCCUAGCUCAACAGCCAGGGACAGCAAAGCCCUCAGCUCAGCAGCUCACAGCAAAACCCCCAGCCCAGCCACCAGGGGCAACAAAGCCUGCAGCUCAGCAGCCUGGGCCAAAGUCUCCAGCUCAGCCUCCAGGACCAGCAAAGCCCCCUGCCCAACAGAUGGGGCCACCAAAAUCCCCAGCUCACCAACCUGGGCCACAGUCUGCAGCUCAGCCACCGGGGCCUACAAAGACUCCCGCACAGCAAGUUGGGCCAGUGAAGUCUCCGGCUCAGCAGCCUGGGCCAGGAAAGACUCCUGCUCAACAGCCUGGCCCAGCAAAACCCUCAGCUCAACAGCCUGGCCCUGCAAAACCCUCAUCUCAACAGCCUGGCCCAGCAAAGCCCCCGCCUCAACAGGCUGGCCCUGCAAAACCUUCAGCUCAACAAUCUGUCCCAGCGAAACCCUCAACUCAACAGCCUGGCCCAGCAAAACCCUCAGCUCAACAGCCUGGCUCAGCAAAGCCCCCACCUCAACAGCCUGGCUCAGCAAAGCCCUCAGCUCAGCAAUCUACAAAACCAGUAAGCCAAACAGGAGCUGGGAAACCACUGCAGCCGCCGACUUCUCCAUCUGCAGCCCAGAUUCCAGUACAAGGCCUCCCUAAAACCAUCUGUCCUCUUUGCAAUACCACUGAACUUCUGUUGCAUGUUCCAGAAAAGGCCAAUUUUAACACAUGCACUGGAUGUAAAACCACUGUGUGUAGCCUCUGUGGUUUUAAUCCCAAUCCUCAUAUAACUGAGGUAAAAGAAUGGCUCUGUUUAAACUGUCAGAUGCAAAGAGCUCUAGGAGGUGAUCUGGCUCCAAUUCCAUCAUCACCCCAGCCCAAACUGAAGACAGCUCCAGUUAUUCCUGCAUCAGCGGUGAGCAAACCAUCUCCACAGUCACAGCAGAUUUUUCCAAAGAAGGAUACUGCACCCAAACAUGAUAUCUCAAAGGCACCUGAGUCUAAGAAGCCCCCACCACUAGUGAAACAACCAACCCUUCAUGGUUCUCCCCCAGUGACAGCUAAGCAGCCUCCUGUGGCAGAGCCCUCAUCCAAGCCAGCCCCUCCCAAAGAACCUUCUGCCCCAUCUGAGCUGGUCAAGGUCCCCAUGGCUGACGACAAACCAAAGCAGCCCAAGACGGCAAAGCCAGCCACAGACAUUGUGUCUUCAUCAUCAACAGCAACAAAACCUGAUACUCCAGUCUCCAAAGUACCAUCACAGGAUCAAGAGAAAACAGCACCUCCUCUAAAAACAGACUCUGCAAAACCUUCCCAGAGUUUUCCACCAACAGGAGAAAAAGUCACCCCAUUCGAUUCUCAAGUCAUGCCUCGACCUGCAUCAGAUUCGAAAAUUAUUUCACAUCCUGGGCCUAGUAUGGAGAGCAAAGGUCAAAAACAAGCUGAUCCAGCUCAAAAGAAGGAAGAACCCAAAAAAGCACAAACCAAAAUCAGUCCUAAGCCAGAUGCCAAGCCAAUGCCAAAAGGGUCACCGACACCUGCAGGCCCACGACCUACCACUAGCCAAACUGCACCUCCAUCUCAACAGCCACCAAAGCCUCAGGAGCAGUCAAGACGUUUCAGUCUGAAUCUGGGAAGUAUUACUGAUGCUCCCAAAUCACAGCCCACCACUCCUCAAGAAACUGUGACUGGGAAACUCUUUGGGUUUGGAGCAUCAAUCUUCAGCCAGGCAUCAAAUCUAAUCUCCACCGCAGGCCAGCCUGCAUCCCAUUCACAAAGUGGGCCAGGGGGCCCAGCAAAACAAGUCCCUCCUCCUGCACAGCCACCUCCUCAGGGGCCACCCAAAUCUACGGGUCAGGCACCACCAGCACCUGCAAAGGUUACACCGGUGAAAAAGGAAACAAAAGCUCCAGUAGCUGAAAAAUUAGAGCCCAAAGCUGAACAAGUUCCAACAGUAAAAAGAACAGAAACAGAAAAGAAGCCUCUGCCUGUUAAGGAUAGCAAACCUUCUACAGCUGAGCCUCCAAAGGCUGCCCUUCCCCCCAAACUGGAGAAAACCCCCAAACCAGAAUCAGCCUGUCCUCUUUGCAAAACUGAACUCAACAUAGGCUCUAAGGAUCCUCCUAACUUCAACACUUGCACUGAGUGCAAGAAUCAAGUGUGCAAUCUCUGUGGAUUUAACCCUACACCACACUUGACUGAGAUUCAAGAAUGGCUUUGUUUAAAUUGCCAAACCCAGAGAGCAAUGUCGGGACAGCUUGGAGACAUGGGCAGAAUGCCUCCCACACCGUCAGGGCCAAAGGCCUCUCCUGUGCCUGUCCCCACAGAACAGCCACCUCAGAAAACAGCAACACCUGGUCAAGUCAAAGUUAAAAAGAAGGAGCAAGAAGGGAAAGCAGAAGGUGAAAAAACCAUUUCAGAAAAAGCAAAAGAAACACCUUUAGUUGAAAAAAUGUCCCCCAAGGUAACCACAGGUCAAAAACAAGAAGAGAGUAAACAAGAAAAAGACAAAGCUUUACUCCCCCAAGAAAAAAAGGCAACCCCUGAGGACAAAAAACCACUUCCAGAAGAAAAAAAGGCAACCACUGAAGACAAAAAAGCACUUCCAGAAGAAAAAAAGCCAACCCCUGAAGACAAAAAGUUUCCCCCAGAAGCACCAACACCAGCUCUAGGGGAAGAACAGAAACAGGACUUACUUGAAACUCAAGUACAGGUGGCUGAGGAAACGCCUGAAGGCAGAGUGGCUCCGCAGGUGGUGCAGGAAGAGAAACCACCACAGACCAAGACCAAGACCGAGGAUUUCCCACCUGGGGUGCUUCAGAGUUUGCCUGAGGGAGGUGAUGGGACAACUCAAAAGAUGAAAGAUCGGCCACAGGCAGUCUGCACAGCAAAGCCUGAUCAGGUGGAACCUGGGAAAGAAAAAACAGAAAAGGAAGAUGACAAAUCAGACACCUCAAGUUCUCAACAGCCGAAAAGCCCACAAGGUUUGAGUGACACAGGAUAUUCUUCUGAUGGCAUAUCAGGUUCACUUGGUGAAAUUCCAAGUCUUAUUCCAAGUGAUGAGAAGGAUUUGCUCAAGGGACUCAAAAAGGACUCGUUUUCACAAGAAAGCAGCCCUUCCAGCCCCUCGGAUUUGGCCAAGUUGGAAAGUACAGUCCUGUCCAUUUUGGAAGCCCAGGCAAGUACGCUUGUUGAAGAAAGGUCAGAAAAGAAAACACAGCCUCAGCAGGUUUCUCCCGAGCAUCUGAAGGAUGAGCAGAAAGCUCAGAGUUUAACUGAAACCCUGGAUACAACAAUUUCAGAAGAGACGCUCAAAGAGGGUCAAGAAGAAAAAGAUAUGUUUACAAAAGAUGCCCAGCUAGAUGCUCCUUCCAGGAAGGACCCCAAAGAAAAGUCGGAGUUUGUCGAUGACGUAGCUGCAAGAAGACAGCCUUACGAUUCAGUUGAAGACAGUAGUGAAAGUGAAAACUCACCUGUCCCACAAAGAAAACGGAGAACUAGCGUCGGUUCUUCGAGCAGCGAUGAGUAUAAACAGGAAGACAGCCAGGGAUCGGGAGAAGAGGAGGACUUUAUCCGAAAACAGAUCAUAGAAAUGAGCGCUGAUGAAGAUGCUUCAGGUUCUGAAGAUGACGAGUUCAUUAGGAAACAGCUCAAAGAGAUUGGUGGUAGUAUUGAGAGCCAGAAGAAGGAAGAAACGAAAGGGAAAGGGAAGGUCGCGGCAGGGAAACACAAGCGACUGACUCGAAAAAGCAGCACAAGCUUUGACGACGACGCGGGGAGACGCCAUUCGUGGCAUGAUGAAGAUGAUGAGACGUUUGAUGAAAGUCCUGAAAUUAAAUACAGAGAAACUAAAAGUCAGGAGGGUGAAGAACUUGUAGUUGCUGGAGGAGGAGGGCUACGUCGCUUUAAAACCAUCGAGCUCAACAGCACAAUAGCAGACAAAUAUUCUGCAGAGUCAACCCAGAAAAAAACAACACUGUACUUUGAUGAAGAGCCAGAAUUAGAAAUGGAAAGCCUGACAGACUCUCCAGAAGAUAGGUCCAGGGGGGAAGGAUCUUCUAGUCUUCAUGCUUCCAGCUUCACUCCUGGCACAUCCCCUACAUCAGUGUCAUCGCUCGAUGAGGACAGUGACAGUAGCCCAAGUCACAAAAAAGGAGAGAGCAAACAGCAACGCAAAGCUCGGCACAGGUCACACGGUCCUCUUUUACCUACAAUUGAAGAUUCCUCAGAGGAAGAAGAACUGAGAGAGGAAGAAGAAUUAUUGAAGGAGCAAGAAAAGCAGCGGGAACUGGAACAGCAGCAAAGAAAGAGUUCUAGUAAAAAAUCAAAGAAAGACAAAGAUGAACUUCGAGCUCAGAGAAGGAGGGAAAGACCGAAGACACCACCCAGUAAUCUCUCUCCCAUUGAAGAUGCAUCUCCAACAGAAGAAUUGCGUCAAGCUGCAGAAAUGGAGGAGCUCCAUCGAUCGUCUUGUUCUGAAUAUUCACCUAGCAUAGAGUCAGAUCCAGAGGGUUUUGAAAUAAGCCCAGAAAAAAUAAUAGAGGUGCAAAAAGUUUAUAAAUUACCCACAGCUGUGUCUUUAUACUCACCAACAGAUGAGCAUGCUAUUAUGCAGAAAGAAGGUGGCCCAAAGGCAUUAAAAAGUGCUGAGGAGAUAUAUGAAGAAAUGAUGCAUAAACCCCACAAAUAUAAAGCUUUUCCAGCUGCAAAUGAACGAGAUGAAAUGUUUGAAAAGGAGCCUUUGUAUGGUGGGAUGUUAAUAGAGGAUUACAUUUAUGAAUCUUUAGUAGAGGACACAUACAAUGGUUCGGUUGAUGGCAGCCUGCUAACAAGGCAAGAAGACGAAAAUGGAUUUAUGCAGCAGAGAGGGAGAGAGCAAAAAAUAAGACUUCCAGAACAGAUUUAUGAUGAUCCUAUGCAGAAAAUUACAGACCUCCAGAAAGAGUUUUAUGAGCUAGAAAGCUUACAUUCUGUCGUGCCUCAAGAAGACAUUGUUUCAAGUUCUUAUAUCAUCCCAGAAAGCCAUGAGAUAGUGGAUCUGGGUAGUAUGGUAACUUCUACCAGUGAAGAAAAACAAUUACUAGAUGCUGAUGCUGCCUAUGAAGAGCUCAUGAAGAGGCAACAGAUGCAGUUAACACCUGAAUCCAGCACAGCCCAGCCCCCCGUCAGGGACGACAUGACGGAGCCCACUGUGGACUUUGAUAGGUUGCCCGAUGAAUCUUUGACAUCAAGUAUUCUUUCAGGAGCAUCUCUUACAGAUUCAACCAGCAGUGCAACACUCUCUAUUCCAGACGUUAAAAUAACCCAGCAUUUUUCAACAGAGGAAAUUGAAGAUGAAUAUGUAACCGAUUACACAAGAGAAAUUCAAGAGAUAAUUGCCCAUGAAUCGCUGAUUUUGACCUACUCUGAGGCUUCAGAAAGUGCUACAUCUGUCCCACCCUCUGAUACACCUUCCCUCACAUCAUCGGUUUCUUCAGUUUGUACCACAGAUAGCUCCUCACCCAUUACUACCCUGGAUAGCAUAACUACAGUUUAUACAGAGCCAGUAGACAUAGUGACUAAAUUAGAAGAUUCUGAGAUGAUUUUGUCAUCAACCUAUUUUCCAGGCAGCAUUAUAGACUAUCCAGAAGAAAUAAGUAUAUCUUUAGAUCAGACUACCAUACCAGAUGGUAGAACUAGUGCUGAUCAUAUUGCAGUUUCCUUAUCUGAUAUGACACCUUCUAUCUUAGAAUCUGAAGAAACUAAACCCAAGGGGCUAAUUGCUGACACUGUUUCCACUGACUUAUCUAUGUCUGAAAAAGGCCCAGUGAAGAAAGCCAAGAAGGAAACUGGGAAUGGAAUUAUUCUGGAAGUUUUGGAAGCUUACAGAGAUAAAAGGAAGGAGUCUGAGGCUGAACUAACAAAAACCAGCCUAUCUGAAACUGUGCAUGAUCAACCACCUUCUGGAACAGCCCUUCCAAUGAUGGAUCAAGUUUCAAGUGCAUACUUUGUAUCUGGAGAGGUCUUUGGUCAAGCAAAACCUGCAUCUCAGUUGCCAUCUGGCAGUCUUUCUGUUUCCUCUCUUCCAACUAAAACACGUCCAUUCCUACGAAGUUCUUCUUUGGACACAUCAGCUCAACCUCCUCCACCACUGCCUCCACCAACUUCGCCUAAACCUGCUAUUAUUCAUCCUAAAAAAAAGUUAACAGUUACAGCUCCAGUGACUCUAACUAUGACAGCUACGUCUCUAGUCGACGCUGUUACUACUGUAGAGACUCCAGAUGUUCCAAGGAGCAAUGGGUUACCUGUAACAAAAAUAUGUACCACUGCACCUCCUCCUGUUCCUCCUAAGCCAUCUUCAAUUCCAUCUAGGCUUGUAUUUACACAUAGACCUGAGCCAAGCAAACCUCCCAUUGCCCCUAAACCAUCAGUUCCUCAGCUUCCAAUAACUACACAAAAACCAACAGAUACACACCCCAAACUAACAGGUAUAUCUUCACCUUCAAAUAUGACAUUAAAUUUAGUCACUACAGCGGAUUAUAGAUUGCCUUCUCCUACCUCCCCACUUUCCCCUCACUCUAACAAAUCCUCCCCAAGACUUUCCAAAUCCCUCAUGGAAACGUAUGUGGUUAUCACGUUGCCAUCUGAACCCGGGACUCCAACAGAUUCUUCAGCUAGUCAGGCAAUUACCAGUUGGCCCCUCGGAUCACCCCUCAAAGAUAUGAUUGCCACCGAACCAGUAUUUUCUGUAGUUCCUCCUAUGGCAGCUACAGAAAUUUCAUAUUCAUCAGAACAGAGCCUGUACAUCCCAGGAGCUUUGCAGACAUUUUCUGCUAUCCCUGUCACAACACUGUCUUCAUGUCAAGCAGCCCCAAGUUCAUUUACAGAGUUUCUCACAACUGAAGUUUCUAAGGCUGAGGUUUCAGCAGCCAGAAGUACAGUCUCUGGUGUUGGUCUCGGCAGCGUCUCUAUAACAAUUCCUCCGGAGCCUCUUGCUUUAGAUAACCUGCAUUUAGAAAAGCAUCAGCAUAAAGAAAGUGGAAAGUUGCAACUUAUUGGUGAUGCCAUUGAUUUGCGUACAGUACCAAAAGCAGGAGUUAAAGUAACUGAAAAAUGUAUGGAUCUUUCUGCUUCUGCAGUGGAUGUGAAAAGGCAGACCACAGCAAAAGAAGCUUAUGGGAGACAAAUCAGUGCUGUCCAACCCUCUAUUAUAAAUCUCAGUGCAGCUUCCUCAGCAGCGACUCCAAUAUCCCUGGUCGCCGAGACAGUGGCUGCCGUCGCAUGCACAGCUGGUUACACCGCAGGCACAGAAAGCCUGGUGGGUGUAGAACACGCAGCACCACCACCACUUCAGCUUACUACAUCGAAGCAUGCUGAGCCCCCAUACAGGAUGCCAAGUGGCCAGCCCUUUCCUACAGUUAGGCAGGAAGCACCAAUAAACUUGUCUUUAAGUACUUCAGCACACCCAGCGACACUGGCUACUGCAAAGCCUGUUACUGUGCCUCCUGUUGGUGUCACAAAUGGAUGGACGGAUGGCACCACACCCCAGGGAAUCACUGAUGGUGAAGCGGUGGAUCUCAGCACCACAAAGUCUCACAGGACUGUUGUAACAAUGGAUGAGUCCACUUCAGGUGUGGUGACCAAAAUAAUAGAAGAUGAUGAAAAACCUGUUGAUCUGACCGCAGGGAGAAGAGCUGUGUGCUGUGAUGUGGUUUAUAAGUUACCUUUCGGAAGGAGCUGCACAGCACAGCAGCCUGCAGCUACUCUCCCUGAGGAUCGUUUUGGCUAUAGGGACGACCACUAUCAGUAUGAUCGAUCAGGGCAGUAUGGCUACAGAGGGAUUGGGGGAAUGAAGCCUUCCAUGUCUGACACUAAUUUAGCAGAAGCUGGACAUUUUUUCUAUAAAAGUAAGAAUGCUUUUGAUUAUUCAGGAGAAACUGAUGCAGCAGUAGAUCUAACUUCAGGGAGAAGUUCCGCAGGUGAGGUAAUGGAUUAUUCAAGCAAGACUGCAGGCCCAUAUCCAGAAACACGACAAGUCAUUUCAGGAGCUGGCAUUAGUACCCCGCAGUAUUCCACAGCAAGAAUGACUCCACCUCCAGCCCAGUAUGGUGUGGGGAGUGUUUUGAGGUCAACUAACGGGGUUGUCUAUUCUUCAGUGGCAACUCCAGUUCCCUCCACAUUUGCUAUCACCACACAACCCGGCUCCAUUUUCAGCACCACCAUGAGGGAUCUGUCUGGUGUGCAUACAACUGAUGCAGUGACUUCAUUAUCCACCUUGCACCAGAGCCAGCCGAUGCCUAGAUCAUAUUUCUUAACAACAGGUGCAUCUGAAACAGACAUUGUAGUAACUGGUAUUGAUAUCAAUGCCAGUCCUCAAACUAUUACUAUGGAAACUCUUACUGCUGAGACAAUAGACUCGGUUCCCACUUUAACCACAGCAUCUGAAGUGUUUUCUGAAGUGGUGGGAGAUGAAAGUGCUAUUUUAAUUGUCCCCGAAGAAGAUAAACAACAACAGCAGCUAGACUUGGAGCGUGAGCUCUUGGAGCUGGAGAAAAUUAAGCAACAGCGUUUUGCUGAGGAAUUGGAGUGGGAACGUCAGGAAAUUCAAAGGUUCCGAGAACAAGAAAAGAUCAUGGUUCAAAAAAAGCUCGAGGAACUGCAGUCUAUGAAACAGCACCUUCUCUAUCAGCAAGAAGAAGAGCGUCAAGCCCAGUUCAUGAUGAGGCAGGAGACAUUAGCUCAGCAGCAGUUACAGCUGGAGCAGAUCCAGCAGCUGCAGCAAAAGCUUCACCAGCAGCUAGAGGAGCAGAAGAUUCGCCAGAUCUACCAGUAUAACUACGACCCCUCUGGAACUGCUUCUCCACAAACCACCACGGAGCAAGCGAUGUUGGAAGGUCAGUACGCCGCUCCAGAAGGCGGUCAGUUUUGGGCGGCUGAAGAUGCCACCACCACCGCCUCGGCCGUUGUGGCAAUUGAAAUUCCACAAAGCCAAGGGUGGUACACGGUCCAGUCCGACGGCGUCACUCAGUACAUCGCCCCACCUGGCAUCCUGAGUACAGUUUCAGAAAUACCUUUAACGGAUGUUGUUGUGAAAGAUGAAAAACAACCCAAAAAGAGAAGCUCUGGAGCUAAAGCCCGCGGACAGUACGAUGAGACAGGGGAACAUCUGGCAGAGGAUCCCCGCUGUUUUAAAAAGAUAGUAGACAGUGGAGUGCAGACUGAUGAGGAAGAUGCUGCAGAUCGGAGUUAUGUGAGUAGGAGAAGGAAAACUAAGAAGAGUGUUGAUACCAGUGUCCAAACUGAUGACGAAGAUCAGGAUGACUGGGACGUGCCUACUCGGUCGAGGAGAAAAACUCGCGUAGCAAAAUAUGGUGACAGCACUGCAGAGGCUGAGAAGACCAGACCCCUUUCCAAAGUCUCCAGCGUAGGCGUCCAGACAGUGGCAGAGAUGUCUGUGCAAACUGAACCCGUCGGAACCAUACGGACACCUUCGAUACGGGCGCGCGUGGAUGCCAAGGUAGAAAUAACUAAACACAUUUCAGCACCCGAAAAGACUUACAAAGGGGGCAGUUUAGGAUGCCAGACAGAAGCAGAGUCAGACACACAGAGUCCUCAAUAUCUGAGUGCCACAUCUCCACCCAAAGACAAGAAACGCCCAACACCUUUAGAGAUCGGUUACUCAUCUCACCUUCGGGCAGAUUCCACCCUGCAGCUGGCUCCUUCCCCACCCAAAUCUCCAAAAGUCCUUUAUUCACCCAUCUCACCACUUUCACCAGGCAAAGCCUUAGAAUCAGCCUUUGUACCUUAUGAAAAACCCCUCCCUGAUGACAUAAGUCCACAGAAAGUACUGCAUCCAGAUAUGGCUAAAGUUCCCCCAGCGAGUCCUAAGACAGCCAAGAUGAUGCAGCGGUCCAUGUCUGACCCCAAGCCUCUGAGUCCAACAGCAGACGAAAAUUCCAGGGCUCCUUUUCAGUAUACCGAGGGCUACACGACUAAAAGUUCUCAGACCAUAACACCCUCUGGCACCCAGAAAAAAGUUAAGAGAACGCUGCCUAACCCACCUCCUGAGGAGACCUCAACAGGAACUCAGUCAACUUACAGCACAAUGGGCACAGUUUCCAGGAGAAGGAUCUGCAGAACCAACACCAUGGCACGAGCCAAGAUUCUCCAGGAUAUAGACAGAGAACUUGAUCUUGUAGAGAGGGAAUCUGCAAAACUUAGAAAGAAACAAGCAGAACUUGAUGAGGAAGAAAAGGAGAUUGAUGCCAAAUUAAGGUACCUAGAAAUGGGAAUUAACAGGAGGAAAGAGGCAUUGUUAAAGGAGAGAGAAAAGAGAGAGCGAGCCUACCUCCAGGGAGUAGCCGAGGAUCGGGAUUACAUGUCUGACAGUGAGGUGAGCAGCACCAGGCCAUCCCGAAUAGAAAGCCAGCAUGGCAUAGAGCGACCAAGAACUGCUCCCCAAACAGAAUUCAGCCAGUUUAUACCUCCACAAACCCAAACAGAAUCUCAGCUAGUUCCUCCUACGAGUCCUUAUACACAAUACCAAUAUUCUUCUCCUGCUCUUCCUACCCAAGCACCCACCCCAUACACCCAACAAUCCCAUUUUCAGCAACAGACUUUGUACCAUCAGCAAGUUUCACCUUAUCAGACUCAACCAACAUUCCAGGCUGUGGCAACAAUGUCCUUCACACCUCAAGCUCAACCUACACCAACCCCACAACCUUCUUACCAGUUACCAUCGCAGAUGAUGGUGAUACAACAGAAGCCACGGCAAACUACAUUGUAUUUGGAGCCCAAGAUAACUUCAAACUAUGAGGUGAUUCGCAACCAACCCCUGAUGAUAGCACCUGUUUCCACCGAUAAUACAUAUGCUGUUUCCCAUCUUGGUAGUAAGUACAAUAGCUUAGACUUGAGAAUAGGAUUGGAGGAGAGAAGUAGCAUGGCAAGCAGUCCAAUAUCAAGCAUCUCUGCAGAUUCUUUUUACACAGAUAUUGACCAUCAUACUGCACGAAAUUUUGUCCUAAUUGAUGACAUUGGAGAGAUUACCAAAGGAACAGCAGCAUUAACCACUGCAUUUAGUCUUCAUGACAAGGAUCUGUCGAAAACAGACCGUCUCCUUAGAACCACUGAAACACGGAGGUCUCAAGAAGUGACAGAUUUCCUAGCACCUUUACAGACUUCCUCCAGAUUGCAUAGUUAUGUGAAAGCAGAGGAAGAUCCAAUGGAGGAUCCAUAUGAGUUAAAGCUCCUGAAACAUCAGAUUAAACAAGAAUUCCGUAGAGGGGCAGAGAGCUUAGAUCACCUUGCUAGUCUCUCCCAUUAUUACCAUGCUGAUACUGGCUACAGACAUUUUCCAAAAUCUGAAAAGUACAGCAUUGGUAGACUCACACUUGAAAAACAAGCAGCAAAACAACUACCACCAGCCAUACUUUAUCAAAAGCAGUCCAAGCAUAAGAAAUCACUAAUUGACCCUAAAAUGUCAAAAUUUUCACCUAUUCAAGAAAGUAGAGACCUGGAACCUGAUUAUUCAAGCUAUAUGACAUCUAGCACUUCAUCUAUUGGUGGAAUUUCUUCUAGAGCAAGGCUUCUUCAAGAUGAUAUCACUUUUGGCCUCAGAAAAAAUAUUACAGAUCAACAAAAAUUUAUGGGGUCAUCUCUUGGCACAGGACUGGGCACAUUAGGCAAUACCAUACGGUCAGCUCUGCAGGAUGAAGCGGAUAAGCCAUACAGUAGUGGCAGCAGGUCCAGACCUUCUUCCAGACCUUCUUCUGUCUAUGGGCUUGAUUUAUCAAUCAAAAGAGAUUCUUCCAGCUCUUCUCUAAGACUGAAAGCUCAAGAGGCUGAAGCUCUAGAUGUUUCCUUUGGUCAUGCAUCACCCUCUGGCAGAACUAAACCUACCAGUUUGCCGAUUAGCCAGAGUAGGGGAAGAAUACCAAUUGUGGCCCAGAAUUCUGAAGAAGAAAGUCCACUCAGUCCAGUUGGCCAGCCAAUGGGAAUGGCCAGGGCAGCAGCUGGACCCCUGCCACCAAUAUCUGCAGACACCAGAGAUCAGUUUGGAUCAAGUCACUCAUUGCCUGAAGUUCAGCAGCACAUGCGAGAAGAAUCACGGACUCGAGGCUAUGACCGUGACAUAGCAUUCAUAAUGGAUGACUUCCAACAUGCCAUGUCAGACAGCGAAGCCUAUCACCUGCGUCGUGAAGAAACAGAUUGGUUUGACAAACCCAGGGAGUCUCGUUUGGAAAAUGGACAUGGUCUGGAUCGAAAACUGCCAGAAAGAUUGGUCCACUCUAGACCACUCAGUCAACAUCAAGAACAAAUUAUACAGAUGAAUGGGAAGACUGCGCACUACAUCUUUCCUCAUGCGAGGAUAAAAAUAACGAGAGACUCUAAGGAUCACACCGUUUCAGGGAAUGGAUUAGGAAUUAGAAUUGUGGGUGGUAAAGAAAUCCCUGGACAUAGCGGAGAAAUUGGAGCCUAUAUUGCCAAGAUUCUUCCCGGGGGGAGUGCGGAACAGACAGGGAGACUUAUGGAAGGGAUGCAAGUAUUGGAAUGGAAUGGAGUUCCUUUAACUUCUAAAACGUAUGAAGAAGUGCAGAGUAUCAUUAGUCAGCAAAGUGGGGAAGCAGAAAUAUGUGUAAGACUGGACCUCAACAUGCUAUCAGAUUCUGAAAAUCCCCAGCACCUGGAACUUCAUGAACCACCAAAAUCUGUGGAUAAAGCGAAAUCCCCAGGGGUCGAUCCUAAGCAGUUGGCAGCAGAGCUCCAGAAGGUUUCGCUCCAGCAGUCACCACUGGUUAUGUCUUCGGUCGCUGAAAAGGGAUCUCACGUUCAUUCAGGUCCUACAUCAGCUGGAUCCAGUUCUGUUCCCAGCCCUGGGCAACCUGGGUCACCCUCCGUGAGCAAAAAGAAACACAGCAGCAGUAGCAAGCCUACCGAUGCAACAAAGGUUGUCUCUCAUCCAAUUACAGGGGAAAUUCAGCUUCAAAUCAACUAUGAUCUUGGAAAUCUCAUAAUACAUAUUCUCCAAGCAAGAAACCUAGUCCCUCGAGACAACAAUGGUUAUUCUGACCCCUUUGUUAAAGUGUACCUUCUUCCAGGGCGAGGCGCCGAGUACAAAAGAAGGACCAAGUACGUGCAGAAAAGCCUGAACCCCGAGUGGAACCAAACAGUAAUUUAUAAAAGUAUCUCCCUGGAGCAGCUCAAGAAGAAAACACUGGAGGUGACAGUCUGGGAUUAUGAUAGAUUUUCUUCCAAUGACUUUCUCGGUGAGGUAUUGAUUGAUUUAUCUAGCACAUCUCACCUCGAUAACACUCCUAGGUGGUAUCCUCUCAAAGAACAGACUGAAAGCAUUGAUCAUGGCAAGUCCCACUCCAGUCAAAGUAGCCAGCAAUCCCCAAAGCCAUCUGUCAUCAAAAGCAGAAGCCAUGGUAUCUUCCCUGACCCAUCCAAGGACAUGCAGGUUCCCACCAUUGAGAAAUCCCACAGCAGUCCUGGUAGCUCGAAAUCCUCAUCUGAAGGCCAUCUCCGCUCUCAUGGACCAUCUCGCAGUCAAAGCAAAACCAGCGUCACUCAGACCCACUUGGAAGACGCAGGGGCUGCCAUAGCCGCUGCUGAAGCCGCCGUACAACAACUCCGCCUUCAACCAACAAAGCCUACCGGCCACCGGCCUGCGGAGAGCUCCGUGCCCACCGGCUCCUCGGGCAGCAGCCUUGGCAGUGGGUAUAGCGUGGACAGUGAAGGAAGCAGCACUGCAGGGGAGACUAAUCUAUUUCCUAUUCCAAGGAUAGGGAAGAUGGGGCAGAAUGGACAAGAUCCUAUAAAGCAGCCUGGAGUAGGAGUGGGCCCAUCAGACAGUGAAGUUAAAACUCAGGUAAUGGGAGAAAUCAAGAUUGCAUUGAAGAAGGAAAUGAAGACAGAUGGUGAACAAUUAAUAGUUGAAAUUCUCCAAUGCAGAAAUAUCACCUAUAAAUUUAAAUCCCCUGAUCAUUUACCAGAUUUAUAUGUGAAAAUAUAUGUGAUGAACCUUUCUACCCAAAAAAAGGUGAUCAAGAAAAAAACAAGAGUAUGUAGACAUGACCGAGAGCCUUCAUUCAAUGAAACUUUUAGAUUUAGCCUAAGUCCUGCUGGACAUUCUCUUCAGAUCUUACUUUUCUCCAAUGGAGGGAAAUUUAUGAAAAAGACCUUGAUUGGUGAAGCCUGUAUCUGGCUCGACAAAGUGGAUCUCAGGAAAAGAACAGUCAACUGGCACAAACUUUUGGUCAGUCCCACUCAAACCCACUGAAGAAAUGUGUCUGCUCAGGUUAUAGAACCUGCGCUAGCUGAUCUCAAAUCAAGACUAUAGUCGGACACUGUUGUGCUAAGCUAUGUUUUCAGGAGUGAAUGUGAGGGGAGGAACAACAGGCAAAAGUACAUUACAGCCUUGUGAAUGUGUUGCUGUGGAACACAGAAAGAAACUCAAAUGAUGUGUUUCAUGUAUCGAAGGCACACGCACACACAAAAGGAGCUCGAGACCUUGGAUUUCUUGGAGCUGUCAAGAAAAACAGUGAGAAAAGUUUUGAUUACUUAAUGUGAAAAUCUCUGAGCUGCGCAGAGUUGAGCUAGAGCUAAAGGCAGAGGCUCAAAGAUUAAAAUGGUUUCUAAUGGAGGCAAAAGUAGUCCUUUAUGCAAAAAGAACCUUGGUUGAAAGGAAAGAACUGAUGUAACAAAACUGUUUUUAAAAGUCCAAAAGUCUUUUUUUCUUCAUCUUAUCUUCUUAGACAACUUAUUUUGAGAUUCUUACAUGGGCUACACCUACAAUAUAUGUCCAAGACUAGAAGUAAGGUAGUUGUGGUCAUAGGAAAAAGGAACCGAAAAUGUAGAAAUUAUGGCUUUUAGACCAUAUUAUACAGGUUUUUCUCUGUCUAAAUGUUACAAAAGUGAACAACACUAAUUUUGGAAUACAUGUUGUAAAAGCACAUUUGUACCAUUUGAAAUAAUGUAGAAUGAAGAUAAUACUAGUAGAAAUGGGAUUACAUUUAUCUAGAAAUAAAGCCAGGACUGGCUAAAAAAGAAUAUUGUACCACAAAAUGUUGGAACCUUGGUUGAAAACAAAAUCUUCAUAAUUUAUCCUUACGCCAAGGCAUUUUCAAUCUACAUACCAAAGGACAUAGAUCAAAUUGGUAUGUUCUAGGAAGCAUGAUAAUUUCUUCUUUGUAGAAUUACAAAUGAAUGUAUUAUCCCACAUAUUUCAUUUCUCUUGAGUCAUGUAAUGACAGAGUGAAAAUUCUUCCUCUGGCAAGCAAAUCAUAGUAAUCUGAGACUUUGAUUAAUUAAAUUGGUGUCAUUUUCUGCUUUUUCAUAAUUUUUUUCUUAACACAUUUACUGAUUAUAUAAUGAAAACCCUGACACCAGACUCAAAUUCUCUCUCUGCUCCAUUUUCCUCCUUCAGUGACAAUAUCACAGUGAUCAAGUUCGUCCAUGUUGGGAAAAUAUGUAAAAAGUCAACAUUAUAUUAAGGUUAAAAUAUAAUUUGAACUAUUUUAAUAGUAUAGGAUGAAAGGACCAAUGUCUGUCAUUAAAAUGUUCUCCAUCUACCGACAACAUUAAUAGAAGAAGUAACAAGGAGUUGUAGGAAACACACUCAACUGGGAGUUAAUAGCCUGGCUUCCGGUCUUGGUUCUGCCACUGACUAACUGUGUCACCUUGCACAUGUCACUUAAACUCACUUUCCCCCAGUGUUAUUUGUUGGAUAAAGAAAUUAUGUAUUUCUAGGCUUCCUAAUGGGAUGUUAGGAUGACCAAACUAAGUGAUCUGUGAGAAAAUGAAAGCACAUUUCCAAGUAUAGUUUUAUACACAUAAAUGAGGAAUAAUUAUUAUGCAGCUUUUUAUUUUUCAAAUUUUAUAUGCAAAAAAGUAUCCUCCUAACCAAUGGCACACAUUAACCUGGAUAAGAGCAGUAUAUUAGUUCCAAAACUAAAUUUUUCUUUAAAAUAUAAAUUUUCAUUUAACCUGAAAAGAGGU
Molecule: messenger RNA, 16874 nt
Organism: Miniopterus natalensis
Lineage: Eukaryota; Metazoa; Chordata; Mammalia; Chiroptera; Miniopteridae
Source: RefSeq, a predicted model, not a curated record